AUGCAGUCCCCUGCUACCACUGCUGAGGGUCUCAGUGGCCCUCCCUUUGGGGCCUACCCACUCCCUACCUUCAAGUUCCAGCCUCGCUCUGAGAGUGUGGACUGGAGGCGCAUCAGCGCCCUGGAUGUGGACCGCGUGGCACGGGAGCUGGAUGUGGCCACCCUGCAGGAGAACAUCACGGGUGUCACCUUCUGCAAUUUGGACCGGGAGGCGUGCAGCCGCUGCGGGCAGCCCGUGGACCCAGUGCUGCUCAAGGUGCUGCGCUUGGCUCAGCUCACCAUUGAGUACCUGCUGCACUGCCAGGAUUGCCUGAGCGCUGGCGUUGCCCAGCUCGAGGCCCGGCUGCAGGCCAGCCUGGGGCAGCAGCAGCGAGGCCAGCAGGAGCUGGGUCGCCAGGCCGACGAGCUCAAGGGCGUGCGGGAGGAGAGCCGCCGGCGUCGCAAGAUGAUCGGCACCUUGCAGCAGCUGCUCCUGCAGACGGGGGUCCAUGGCUACCACACGUGCCACCUGUGUGACAAGACGUUCAUGAACGCCACCUUUCUCCGGGGCCAUAUCCAGCGCAGGCAUGCGGGCGUGGCAGAAGGUGGGAAGCAGAAGCAGCAGGAACAGCCAGUGGAGGAGAUACUGGAGGAGCUUCGGGCCAAACUAAAAUGGACCCAAGGGGAGCUGGAAGCCCAGAGGGAGGCCGAGAGGCACCGGCAGCUCCAGGAAGCAGAGAUUGCUCGUCAGAAGGAGAUAGAAGCUAAGAAAGAAUUUGAUGAAUGGAAAGAAAAAGAGCGGGCCACGCUAUAUGAGGAAAUAGACAAGCUAAAAAAACUAUUUUGGGAUGAAUUUAAAAGUGUUGCCAACCAUAACUCAACUCUAGAAGAGAAACUGCAGGCAUUGCAGUCCUACAGUAUGAUGGAGUCUAACCUCGGGUCACUACGGGACGAGGAGUCUGAGGAGCGACUCAGGCAGACUCAGGAACUCCGGGCCCUGAAGGAGAUGAUGGAAAUGCAGAAAACAGAAUGGAAGAGAAAAAUGAAGGAACUGCAGGGAGAGCACGCAGCUCAGAAGCGAGAGCUGCAGGAGCAGAAUGAGAGGCUCCAGGCCUCCCUGUCUCAGGAUCAGAGGAAAGCAGCCGCCCAGGCCCAGCGCCAGAUCAGUGCUCUCCGUGCCCAGCUCCAGGAACAAGCCAGGCUCAUCACCUCCCAGGAAGAGAUGAUCCAGACCAUGUCUCUGAGGAAGGAGGAGGGGAUCCACAAGGGCCCGAAGGCUAUGGACACAGAGGAGGACUCUUCCGAGGAAGAGUUAGAGGACUCCGGAGACGGACAGCAGAAGGUGCUGGCAGCGCUGAGGCGAAACCCCACCCUGCUGAUGCAGUUUAGGCCAAUCCUGGAGGACACCUUGGAAGAAAAGCUGGAAAGCAUGGGGAUAAAGAGAGAUGCAAAGGGAAUCCCCUUUCAAACUCUCAGACACCUCAAGUCCCUCCUGAGAGCCCACCGGGAGCAGAAGGCACGGAGGUUUUCUGAAUUUCUGAGUCUGAGGGAAAAGCUUGUCAAGGAAGCCACCAGUAGAAUGAAGCAGAGACAGAGACACAUGGCCCCGGCAUCCCAGUUGGACAGCGGGGCUCCAGUCAAAAGCCAGCAGAACCCACUGGCCAUCAAAGAGGCCCAGCCAAAGUCCAGGACGCUGCAUGUGGCAUUGCCAUCUAAGCCAGCAGAGCCACCCACGACAACUCUUCAGAGCCGCAGCAGCCACGGUCCUGGCCUGGCUCCCGUGCCCACCCCUACUCCGCGCCCCAGAGCACGUGGACCCUCCGGCACCUCUGCUUCCUCAGGGCCCGGGCCGAGUACACCCCCAUUCAGUUCUGAAGAGGACUCAGAGGGAAAUUCCGUGCAGCGGACAUCUCUCCAGCCCCCACGAGGUCCUUCCAGGAUGGGGCCCCGGCCAGAGGACAACUGGGACUGGUCUGACACAGAGACGUCGGAGGGGAGUGCCCAGCCCCCUGAAAAAGGCUCAGGUGGGCUGGCUUCCUCAGGAACCCUGGUGCAGUCGCUGGUCAAAAACCUUGAGAAACAGCUGGAGGCUCCAGUGAAGAAGCCUGCUGGAGGGGUCAAUCUGUUCUUAAUGCCCAGCGCCGGCCCGCAGAAGGCUGCCGUGCCAGGAAGGAAGCCCCAGCUUUCAGAUGAUGAGACUGACUUGGAGAUCUCUUCCUUGGAAGAUCUCCCCCAGGACCUGGGCCAGAGAGAAGAACUGAAGCCCCUGUCUCGCUCAAAGCCGCCGGAGAAGUUUGGCACCAGCCCUUGGAGCCCUGGCCGACCCAGGGUCCCUGGCUGGUGA
This is a messenger RNA of Puma concolor (puma), 2322 nucleotides long. NCBI's taxonomy places the organism in Eukaryota, Metazoa, Chordata, Mammalia, Carnivora, Felidae. The record is from RefSeq and is a predicted model, not a curated record.